AUGGGAGAUAUUGACAUAAAAGAAAAUGACAAGACAUUAUCAUUAUUAAAUUAGAAUUUGACUUAGAUUACGAUUAAUAAACAAUCAUGUAAUCGAUCAUUAUAAAUUACUAAUUUUAAUGCAUCAAAAAAUUCAAUUAAAUAAAUGAUUGGAAUUUCUAUUUUUCAUAAUUUAAGAGUAUUAAAUUUGUCUCAUAAUCAAAUUCAAAAGAUUGAAGGUUUAACUAAUUUAAAAUAAUUAUGUGCUUUGAUUUUAAACAACAAUUAAAUUAAAUUAAUAUAAGGAUUAGAAAAAUGCUUAGAAUUGAAUACUUUAGUCUUAUCAAAUAAUUAAAUAAUAAAUGUAUAAGGGAUAUCACAUUUAAAUAAAUUAGAAAAAUUAUAACUAUCUCAUAAUUAAAUAGAAGUAAAUGUAGAUAUAAAUAUUAUAGGACCUAGAAAAUUGCAUAUGUAUGAAUUUAGAAUAAUUGAAUGUUAAUAAUAAUAAAAUACAAGAAAUACCAAAGUUUUUUUCACAAAUGACAAAAUUAAAGAGACUUGAUAUAGGGAAAAAUGAUAUCAAAGACCCAUAAUAAAUGAUUGUUUUAAGAGAUUUAAAAUUAAUUCAUUUAAAUAUAGCAGGUAAUCCUUGUUCAGAUAAGGCUAUUUAAAUUGCAAUAAAAUUUCCAAGAAUUAGAUUUAUUAAUAAUUUAGCUGCUGAGAAAGUCUUGGAAUAACAUUUAUCUAAAGUACCUUAGAAAAUAAGAGAGAAAACAGAAAAAGUAUAAAAAAAGAUUUCUUAACCUAUGGUAUCGUAUGAUUUAGAAUAAGAAUAAGAAGCUGUAAUAAUUAAGAAACCAAAAAGAAGUUAGAUAGUAAAAGUAGAAAAGAACAAAUAAAUUGAUAAGAAAUAAAAAUAAAGAAUAAAGAAUAUUAAUUUAGAUUAAGAAACUAAAAUAGAAAAAUGGUGA
Messenger RNA from Paramecium pentaurelia, 949 nucleotides. NCBI's taxonomy places the organism in Eukaryota, Ciliophora, Oligohymenophorea, Peniculida, Parameciidae. The record is from the annotation of a GenBank genome assembly.